This is a messenger RNA of Adineta ricciae, 1218 nucleotides long. Lineage: Eukaryota; Metazoa; Rotifera; Eurotatoria; Adinetida; Adinetidae. The record is from the annotation of a GenBank genome assembly.
AUGGCAGCAGCAAUUGACGAAGGCGUAGGUAAAGUCCGUCGACCGGAACUUUCGCAUAAAAUCGAUGUUGAAGUUACUAUCAACGAUGCGAUAUUACUUUCAUCUGAAGAAGGUGUUAUAACAGCACUUGAUGAUCGAACUGUGCGUAUUUGGUUGCGAAGACAAACAGGAAAAUAUUGGCCGUCUGUCUGCUAUACAUUAGAGAGUACGCCAUCAGCAAUAUUUUAUCAUGAGGCAACCCGUCGUCUUUUCUGUGGCUGUGAUUCUGGUCUACUACAUGAAUUUAUCGUCGCCGAAGAUUUUAAUAAAGUCACUCUGAAAUCGACUUAUCUCGGUCAUCAGACUCGUGUUCAUGCUAUUGUGUUUUCACCACAGAAUGAUUUACUAUUAAGCGUUUGCCGUGAGAAGAAGCUCAAUUGGUAUUCCACAAACGCAUCCAGUGAAAACCAUGAACAUGUACUUGGAACUUAUACAUUGCCCUCAUGGGGUAUGUCAAUAGCAAUUGAUGAAUCAUCUCGACAAUGUUUUGUGGGGGAUUCGAAUGGAACAAUACAUUUCUUGAAGAUUGACACUGAUAGCAAAUGCCAAGUGAUUACUACGUUAAAAGGACAUACAGGAAGUAUUCAAAAUCUUCUAUGGGAUUCAACUACAGAGUGGCUAUUUUCGAGUAGUUUCGAUACAUCUGUAGUUGUGUGGGAUGUGGGCGCUCAUCAAGGUCUGGCUGUUGAAUUGAAUGGUCAUUCAGAUCGUUUAGUUGGAAUAUCGUACGAUAAUUUACGCAAACUUUUAAUCACUUGUUCAGCUGAUGGUCAUAUUGGUGUAUGGCCAAUGAAUGUUAAGCGAAGUGAAACACCCAAAUGGCUUGAAAGUGAUUGUUGUCAGAUAUGUCGUUUACCAUUUUUUUGGAAUUUACGCGCAAUGUGGACACAAAAACAGAUUGGAAUGAGACAGCAUCAUUGUCGAAAAUGUGGCCGAGCUGUAUGUGAUAAAUGUUCACAAACACGUACUGCUCUACCAUUGUUAGGUUACGAAACGGUUCAACGUGUUUGUAAUGAUUGCGUACGUACAUUAAGGAACGAUGAAACGGUACCACUUGCUUCGUUUUAUGAUGCACGUCAAGGAACAAUUAGAAUGGAUUAUAGUCAAGGGAAAAAGGUCAUGAUGACGGUUGGAACAGAUCGAACAAUUAAAAUUUGGGAUAUGUCAUCGGUCGUGUAA